This is a messenger RNA of Thalassophryne amazonica, 1151 nucleotides long. RefSeq names its product polymerase (RNA) III (DNA directed) polypeptide F (gene polr3f). Bases 129 to 1079 code for a protein of 316 amino acids. The record is from RefSeq and is a predicted model, not a curated record. Lineage: Eukaryota; Metazoa; Chordata; Actinopteri; Batrachoidiformes; Batrachoididae. The transcript is spliced from 9 exons. Gene Ontology annotation, cellular component: RNA polymerase III complex. Gene Ontology annotation, biological process: transcription by RNA polymerase III.
AGAAGAAAUAUGACGUUUUCAGGAGCACAACUUAGAAGCUAACAGGCUAACAAGCUCAUAUAUUUGAUAUGUGUUAAUAUAUUUAGUUUAUAUUUGAGACGAAUGAAGAGAAACAAGAAGUGUUAAAAAUGUCGGAAGUUAAGGUGAAGAAGGAGCCGAACCCUUCAGAAUCCACUGACAUUGAAAACAGGAUCAAGGAGCUGUGUCAGCAGUUUCCUCAUGGGAUCACGGACCAGUUGAUCCAGAACGACAUGCCUCAUCUGGAGCCCCAGCAGAGAGCCAUGGCCAUCAACAAACUGCUGUCAUUGGGUCAGCUGGAUCUGCUGAGGAACAGCUCAGGUCUCCUGUACAGAAUGAAGGACUCUCAGAGUGCCAGCAAGAUGAAAGGCUCAGAUAGUCAGGAGAAGCUCGUCUAUCAGAUCAUCGAGGAUGCUGGGAACAAAGGAAUCUGGAGUAGAGAUAUCCGCUUUAAGAGCAACCUUCCUCUGACUGAGAUCAACAAGAUCCUGAAGAACCUGGAAAGCAAGAAACUCAUCAAAGCCGUCAAGUCUGUAGCUGCAUCUAAGAAGAAGGUCUACAUGCUGUACAACCUGCAGCCUGACCGCUCUGUGACAGGCGGAGCCUGGUACAGCGACCAGGACUUUGAGUCAGAGUUUGUUGAGGUUCUCAAUCAGCAGUGCUUCAAGUUCCUGCAGAGUAAGGCAGAUGCGGCGAGGGACAGUAAACAGAGUCCCAUGGUCCAAAGGAACAGCUCCUUCGCCACCUCACAUGAAGUCUGGAAAUACAUUUGUGAGCUGGGAAUUAGCAAGGUGGAUCUGUCCAUGGAUGACAUUGAGACCAUCCUUAACACACUCAUCUACGAUGGGAAGGUGGAGAUGACCAUCAUUGCUGCCAAGGAGGGCACUGUGGGCAGUGUGGGUGGGCAGAUGAAGUUGUACCGCGGUGUCAAUGCCAUCAUCCAGCCCACAGGUCUAGUGAAGACGCCGUGUGGACUCUGCCCGGUGUUUGAAGAUUGUCAUGACGGUGGUGAAAUCUCUCCGUCCAACUGCGUCUACAUGAACGAGUGGUUGGACUUCUGACGGUGACCUAACUCCGAAGAACUGUUUAAAGUUGUUUUUGUUUUGCUUCUUCAUCACAAAGUUUAGUAAAGU